This is a messenger RNA of Aureobasidium vineae, 987 nucleotides long. The record is from the annotation of a GenBank genome assembly. Lineage: Eukaryota; Fungi; Ascomycota; Dothideomycetes; Dothideales; Saccotheciaceae.
AUGCCUCCUAAGGGUUCCAAGAAGGCUGCCGUGGCUCCCGCCACCCCCAAGCCCGAGUCUGGCGACGAGGCUCCUACCACUCCUGCCACUGGAGUCAAGAAGACUCCUAGAAAGCCUAGAGCACCUGCUAAGGUCUUCAACAAGCUGUCGAAUGCUCUCAGCAGUGCUGCCCCUGUCGAUGUGACCUUUGAGAACGACACUGUUCAGAGCAAGCCUCUGGCCAAGGAUGCCAACCAUGGACAGAACGUGAGACUCGUUGCCGCCCAACCUUUUGAAUUGGUUGCCUCCUACAUGCUUGACAACGGUCUCCAGGCCAUCAUCAUCAAGCCCAGUGCUCCAUUCCCGUUCAUGAAGCUUCCCAAGCACAUUCGCACCAGAAUUCUGAGCCUGAACCUUGCCCCUACCAACCCCAAGAGAGGCAUUGAGCUUGUCACCGAGAACAAGAGCGGUAGCGUCAAAGCCAAGGACUACGUCAAGGAGUUCAAGGAGAAGGACGGCUGCAACCACGCCAAGCACAGAAUUGCUGUCGCCCAGUUGAACAAGGAGCUGGCUACCGAGGCACGUCAAAUCCUCUACAGCUACAAGCUCCGUUUCGACACUACCACCACUCUGCUCAAUUUCCUGAGCAUGGUUGGUGAUGAGGCCCGCAAGGCCAUGUCGAACAUCACCAUCGUGACCUACACCAAGGCUACCGCCAUGCCUUGCAUGAACAUGUUGGCCGACUGCCGUAACCUCCAGAGGGUUUCCAUCAUUGGUGGUGUCGGAACCAACGCCACUCCUCAGAAGGCCGCCAAGUCCUUCUUCACCGAGAGCGGCCGCCUGCUUCAGGCCAUUGUCCAUGCCGCUGAUGGUGACAAGGAUGCUGCACUCAACGUCGUCAUCUUUGGCAAGAACUGCUUCACCAUCAAGGAGGAGGAUGAGAUUGUUAGCUGGGAUGACGACCAGACCGAGGACUUCUGCCAGCAGGUCGUCGACAAGCUGAAGUAA